Messenger RNA from Chinchilla lanigera (long-tailed chinchilla), 5347 nucleotides. It is a transcript of the gene Trappc8, whose product is annotated as trafficking protein particle complex 8. Gene Ontology annotation, biological process: protein localization to phagophore assembly site; endoplasmic reticulum to Golgi vesicle-mediated transport. NCBI's taxonomy places the organism in Eukaryota, Metazoa, Chordata, Mammalia, Rodentia, Chinchillidae. Gene Ontology annotation, cellular component: phagophore assembly site; cytoplasmic vesicle; TRAPPIII protein complex. The record is from RefSeq and is a predicted model, not a curated record. Gene Ontology annotation, molecular function: protein binding.
AGCGGGUGACGGGAGCGGGCCGGCGGUGUGUGCCCCGGGAGCCGAGGCGGCGGCGUCUGUUCCUCGUAGCCGGCUCCGGGCUCGAGCGCGGGGCCCCGCCCUGCGGCAGCCGCGGGCUCCUGCGUGAAGGUGGGCCGGAGGGCGGCGGCGCCGUUGCCGGCCCGCGGCGAUGGCCCAGUGUGUACAAUCCGUGCAGGAGCUCAUCCCGGAUUCCUUCGUUCCCUGCGUCGCCGCGCUGUGCAGCGACGAAGCCGAGCGGCUCACGCGCCGCAAUCACCUGAGCUUCGCGGAGCUGCUGAAGCCUUUCUCGCGCCUCACUUCCGAGGGUCAUAUGAGAGAUCCUAAUAAUCAGCUUCACAUAAUUAAAAAUUUGAAGAUAGCAGUGAGCAACAUUAUCACCCAACCACCUCAGCCUGGAGCCAUUCGGAAGCUGUUGAAUGAUGUUGUUUCUGGCUGUCAGCCUGCGGAGGGAUUAGUAGCUAAUGUGAUUACAGCAGGAGAUUAUGACCUUAACAUCAGUGAUCGGUCAAUUAAAGCUAGUGUUCCUUGGUACAGUAAUUGGAAAGACACACUGAUGGAAUUGAAAGAAUCCUCGUUAUACACAGCUACUACUCCAUGGUUUGAAUCUUACAGAGAGACCUUUCUUCAGUCGAUGCCGGCAUCAGAUCAUGAAUUUCUGAACCACUAUUUAGCAUGUAUGUUGGUAGCAUCAUCUAGUGAAGCUGAACCUAUGGAACAGUUCUCAAAGUUGUCACAAGAACAGCAUCGAAUUCAGCACAACAAUGAUUAUUCCUACCCCAAGUGGUUCAUACCAAAUACACUUAAAUAUUAUGUGCUGCUGCAUGAUGUGAGUGCGGGAGAUGAGCAGAGAGCUGAAUCAAUUUAUGAAGAAAUGAAACAAAAAUAUGGAACUCAGGGUUGCUAUUUACUUAAAAUUAAUUCUCGAACGUCAAAUCGAGCAUCAGAUGAACAGAUACCAGAUCCUUGGAGUCAGUAUCUCCAGAAAAAUAGUAUUCAAAACCAGGAAUCAUGUGAAGAUGGCCCUUGUACUAUAGCUUCAAAUAAGAAUUAUGAUAGUAACUUGCUUUCAUUGGAUGGAUUAGAUAACGAAGUCAAAGUAGAUGGCUUACCAAAUAACUUCAGAACUCAUCCACUUCAACUGGACCAACCUGCUGAGUCUUCUAACAGCAUUGAUGGCCCAGAUCGUGGAAAAUCCUCUUCUUCAUUACAUGAAACAAAGAAAGCAAAUAGUGGAAUAAUCCAUGGUGCGUGUUUGACACUUACUGAUCAUGACAGAAUCCGACAGUUUAUACAGGAGUUUACAUUUCGUGGCCUUUUGCCACAUAUAGAGAAAACAAUUCGGCAAUUAAAUGAUCAGCUAAUAUCAAGAAAAGGUUUGAGUCGAUCUCUAUUUUCUGCAACUAAAAAAUGGUUUAGUGGCAGUAAAGUUCCAGAAAAGAGCAUUAAUGAAUUAAAAAACACAUCUGGGCUGCUGUAUCCACCGGAAGCACCAGAGCUUCAGAUCAGGAAAAUGGCUGACUUGUGCUUUUUAGUGCAGCAUUAUGAUUUGGCGUACAGUUGCUAUCAUACCGCAAAGAAGGACUUUCUUAACGAUCAAGCAAUGCUGUAUGCAGCUGGUGCCUUGGAAAUGGCAGCAGUAUCAGCUUUUCUUCAACCAGGAGCACCUAGGCCAUACCCUGCACAUUACAUGGAUACAGCAAUUCAGACUUACAGGGAUAUCUGCAAGAAUAUGGUGUUGGCUGAAAGAUGUGUAUUGCUUAGUGCUGAGAUUUUGAAAAGUCAAAGCAAAUAUUCAGAGGCUGCAGCUCUUCUGAUACGGUUGACAAGUGAGGAUUCUGAUCUUCGAAGUGCACUUCUUUUGGAACAGGCUGCACAUUGUUUUAUAAACAUGAAGAGUCCCAUGGUUAGAAAGUAUGCAUUUCAUAUGAUUUUGGCAGGACAUCGCUUUAGUAAAGCAGGACAGAAAAAGCAUGCUUUGCGCUGCUAUUGUCAGGCCAUGCAAGUUUACAAAGGCAAGGGCUGGUCUCUUGCAGAGGAUCACAUUAACUUCACCAUUGGCCGCCAGUCCUACACACUGAGGCAGCUGGACAACGCCGUGUCUGCCUUUCGGCAUAUUCUAAUCAAUGAAAGUAAGCAGUCUGCUGCUCAACAAGGGGCCUUCCUCAGAGAGUAUCUUUAUGUUUAUAAGAAUGUAAGUCAGCUGUCGCCAGAUGGCCCUUUCCCGCAGCUUCCUUUACCAUACAUUAACAGUUCAGCAACACGGGUUUUCUUCGGCCAUGACAGAAGACCAGCAGAUGGUGAAAAGCAAGCAGCUACUCAUGUAAGUCUUGAUCAAGAAUAUGACUCUGAGUCUUCUCAGCAGUGGCGAGAGCUUGAGGAGCAAGUUGUGGCUGUGGUUAACAAAGGAGUUAUCCCAUCCGGUUUCCAUCCCACACAGUACUGUUUGAAUAGUUACUCAGAUAACUCCAGAUUUCCGCUUGCAGUUGUAGAAGAACCAAUUACAGUGGAAGUGGCUUUUAGAAACCCUUUGAAGGUUCCACUUUUGUUGACUGACUUAUCAUUGCUUUGGAAGUUUCAACCUAAAAAUGUCAAUGGAAAGGAUAAUGAAGAAAUUAGAGAACUAGUUACAGGUGAACCUGAAAUGAUUGGAACUGAAGUUAUUUCAGAAUUCUUAAUUAACAGUGAAGAAUCUAAAGUGGCGAGACUAAAGCUCUUUCCCCAUCACAUAGGGGAACUGCAUAUUCUGGGAGUUGUUUAUAAUCUUGGCACCAUUCAGGGAUCCCUGACCAUGGAUGGUAUCGGUGCUCUUCCUGGAUGUCACACAGGGAAACAUUCUUUGAGUAUGUCAGUACGAGGGAGGCAGGAUUUAGAAAUUCAAGGUCCUCGACUUAACAACACAAAAGAAGAGAAAACGUCGAUAACAUAUGGUCCAGAUCGACGAUUAGAUCCUAUAAUCACCGAAGAGAUGCCACUGUUAGAGGUGUUCUUUAUACAUUUUCCUACAGGGCUCCUCUGUGGAGAAAUCCGAAAAGCAUAUGUAGAGUUUGCCAAUGUCAGCAGCUGUCCUCUUACUGGAUUGAAGGUUGUUUCUAAACGUCCCGAGUUCUUUACCUUUGGUGGUAACACUGCUGCUCUAACACCACUGAGCCCCUCAGCCUCUGAAAACUGUAGUGCUUACAAGACCGUUGUGACAGACUCUGCCUCUGUGUGCACAGCGCUCACAUCGUCAGCCUCUUCUGUAGACUUUGGCAUUGGCAUAGGAAGUCAGCCAGAGGUGAUUCCUGUUCCCCUUCCUGACACCGUUCUUCUGCCGGGAGCGUCAGUGCAGCUACCGAUGUGGUUACGUGGGCCUGAUGAAGAAGGUGUCCAUGAAAUUAACUUUUUAUUUUACUAUGAAAGUGUGAAAAAGCAGCCUAAAAUACGACAUAGAAUAUUAAGACAUACUGCAGUCAUUUGUACUAGCCGGUCUUUGAAUGUAAAAGCCACUGUCUGCAGAAGUAAUGCACUUGAAGAUGAGGACGGCAAAGGAGACAAUAUGCUAGUCUUUGUGGAUGUGGAAAAUACCAAUACUAGCGAAGCAGGUGUUAAGGAGUUCCACAUAGUGCAAGUAUCAAGUAGCAGCAAGAACUGGAAGUUGCAGAAAUCAGUAAAUCUCUCUGAAAACAAAGAUGCCAAACUUGCCAGUAGGGAAAAAGGAAAGUUUUGCUUCAAGGCAAUAAGAUGUAAUGAAAGAGAAGGUGCCACACGGUCUUCAGAAAAGUACACCUUUGCAGAUAUCAUCUUUGGAAAUGAACAGAUAAUAAGUUCAGCAAGCCCAUGUGCAGAUUUCUUUUAUCGAAGUUUAUCCUCUGAAUUGAAAAAGCCACAAACUCAGUUGUCUGUGCAUACAGAAAAACAUGCGGUAGAGGAUGCUGUGAGACUGAUUCAAAAGUGCAGUGCAGUGGAUUUGAAUAUUGUGAUAUUGUGGAAGGCAUACGUUGUGGAAGACAGUAAGCAGCUGAUUUUGGAAGGUCAGCACCAUGUUAUUCUUCACACAAUAGGAAAGGAAGCCUUCUCAUAUCCUCAGAAACAGGAGCAACCAGAAAUGGAGCUGUUAAAAUUUUUCAGGACAGAAAACACUGCGGCUUCCUCAAGACUAUCUGUAGAGCAGCUUUCUAAUCUCAUUAAAACGAGUCUUCACUACCCAGAAACAUUUAAUCAUCCAUUUCAUCAAAAAAGCCUUUGUUUAGUACCUGUCACACUUUUACUUUCAAAUUGUUCUAAGGCUGAUGUAGAUGUAAUAGUUGAUCUUCGGCAUAAAACCACAAGUCCAGAAGCAUUGGAGAUCCAUGGAUCAUUCACGUGGCUCGGACAGACACAGUAUAAACUUCAGCUUAAAAGCCAGGAGAUUCACAGUCUGCAGCUGAAAGCAUGCUUUGUUCAUACAGGUGUUUAUAACCUUGGGACUCCUAGGGUGUUUGCUAAGUUAUCGGACCAAGUUACAGUGUUUGAAACGAGUCAGCAGAGCUCCAUGCCUGCCCUGAUUAUCAUCAGUAAUGUAUGACAGCUUGCAAGUUCAUACUCAAAUCCACAAGAAUCAGUUUAAUUUUGCCGAAUGGGUUUACAGCAGUAUUUGAAGUCCCUAACUUGUUAUGGAGGUUGGUGUCUGAUCACUGCAAAAAUACUUCAACUUGUCAUUUUGUUGAUGCAAAGCACGUUGGACUAAGAGUACUUAUAUUCUUUUUAUUUCUUUAAACCUGGUAAUUUACAUGCUCAUAUUACAGAAUUUCAGCGUAUCCAUGCACCUUAUUAAGCCCCAUCUUAAAAAUGUCUAAAUCUGCUGUUACAGCUUGUUGAUGGUAUGUGAAUAUUAGGAGAUGAGGAAGAAAAGGCCUUUGUGGGAAUAUUCUGUUAAGCCAUUAGUCUAUAAAGCCCAGCUUUACUGUGAAGUUCUAUAGAGUGUUAAAUACAAAUUUUCCUGUCUGGCUUCACACAGUACUCUAAAAUCAGUUCUGAAUUUCGGUUAUAGAGUCUUCAUAUUUCGGUCUCUGGUGGACCCUAUGGCUUAUACAUAACUUUGUAAAGAGAAAAGUUUUUCCUUAUACCUUGGAUAUAGUUUUGAAAGAGAUUUGAUUUUUCUUUCCUUGUUCAUCUCAGUGUAGAGUGCACUAUUUCGCGAUGAGAUUUGUUUGUCAUUAAAAUCAUAUUCUUUAUUAUAUAACUUUAACAGUUGAGUUGAUCUGUUUAAAAUAAAAAUCUCAAGUUAAUUAAAAAUAAGCUUUUCAAAAAUGUAUUAUAUUUAUAACAAAUGUACUGUAAAUAGAAUAAAGACAUGCUAUUCACUGUA